Molecule: messenger RNA, 3834 nt
Organism: Chenopodium quinoa (quinoa)
Lineage: Eukaryota; Viridiplantae; Streptophyta; Magnoliopsida; Caryophyllales; Amaranthaceae
Product: protein transport protein Sec24-like At4g32640
Exons: 25
Coding region: 227-3469 (1080 amino acids)
Biological process (GO): endoplasmic reticulum to Golgi vesicle-mediated transport; intracellular protein transport; COPII-coated vesicle cargo loading
Cellular component (GO): COPII vesicle coat; endoplasmic reticulum exit site
Molecular function (GO): zinc ion binding; SNARE binding
Source: RefSeq, a predicted model, not a curated record
UGAUACGAGUAUAAUUUCCGAAGAAAUAGAAGUCACUUAUAUAAAUAGUGAUUACUUUCUUACAGCGGAUCCUCCCAAGUACGUAUCAUCUUUCAUUCGAGCAUAGAUCACUCCUAUUUUUCGCUCCUUUUCAAUCUCCUAUUUUGCGGUUAUCAGUUUAUGUUUCUGCAAACGGACGGCGAUAUCUGUUCGUGGUUUUGAGGAGAAGCAGAAGCUUUUUGGAGCAAUGUCAGCUCCUGUAUAUCCAGGGGCAACUAGACCCAAUAACCAACGUCCUUCUGGACCACCAGCCGGUUAUAAUCCUAAUUUGCAGAGAGGCCCCGAUCAUUCGUUGUCUCAAAAUUUCCAGAAUUUGCAGCUUAAUCAACCACAAAAUGCUCCAUCCCAACCUCCUUUUGGUGGGCCUAGAGGGCCACCUCCUUUUGGUCAGAACGCACCACCUUUUGCUGGACCUUCACCUGUAUCUAGACCAGGACCUCCACCACCUGGUGUGGUUCCUAGGGGCGUGAUGCCCCCUGGUGGACCUCCACAAAAUAUGAUUCCACCCAAUAUGGGACCUGGAAGACCUACAGGUCCUAUGCCUAGUCAGCCUCCACCUUUUGCUUCUAGAGGUCCUCCUCCUGGUGCUCCCCCUCCCUUUCAAGGUUCACAACCUGUACCCCAACAACCAAGUGCUCGUCCUACUGCUUUUGGGUCAUCACCAUUAACUGCAGGUCCGGUUCCUUCUUCCUCAACUCAACCACGCCCCAUUAGUAAUGGGCCUCCUUCAUUCUCAUCUGGAGGCUUUCCUGGUGGUCCUCCUGGUUCUUCUGUGGGAACUCAGCAAUCUUUUGUAAGAGGCCCACCAUCCUUUGGGGCGCAGUCUCCAAUGAUGCAUCCUCAUCUCGGAAGUCAGCAUGCUAGUGGUCCAGCUGCUCCUCCCACCGAGUCUCUGUCAGGACCAUCACAACCAGUAUCUCCCUUUUCCGUUGUACCACAACAUGCACAACCACCAUCUGGUUCUUCUUUUGGGCAACAAGUCCAACAACCAUGGCAGACACAACCACGUCAGGUUGCUCCAUCAUUGUCCAGUUCUCUGCAGCCACCAUCGAUGUAUGGAAUGCCACCACCAAUAUCAAGCCAAAACAUGGCUGGAGCACCACCUGCUGUUAGUCACAUUGGAGGUCCGAUGGCAUCGAAGGUUGAUCCCAGCCAAAUUCCUCGCCCUUUCCCAAGUUCAUCAGUUAUCUUGUACGAGACUCGUCAAGGCAAUCAGGCCAAUCCCCCUCCGCCUGCUACAACCGAGUUUAUUGUCACAGACACUGGAAAUUGCAGCCCUCGCAACAUGAGGUGUACAAUUAGUCAGAUCCCAUGCACAAGCGAGCUUCUGACGACAUCUGGGAUGCCAUUGGCUUUGCUUGUUCAACCAUUCGCUCUUCCUCAUCCAUCCGAGGAACCCAUUCAGGUUGUUGACUUUGGGGAAAGAGGUCCAUUGCGAUGCUCUCGCUGCAAAGGCUACAUAAACCCUUUCAUGAAAUUUAUUGAUCAGGGACGUCAAUUCAUCUGCAACUUGUGUGGAUUUACUGAUGAAACUCCACGUGACUACCAAUGCAAUCUUGGGCCUGAUGGGCGGCGUAGAGAUGCUGAUGAAAGGCCUGAAUUGUCCAAGGGAACAGUUGAAUUUGUUGCAACAAAAGAAUACAUGGUGCGUGAUCCUAUGCCUGCAGUGUUCUUCUUCGUUGUUGAUGUUUCCAUGAAUGCCAUACAGACUGGUGCAACUGCAGCUGCUUGUAGUGCUAUCAAUCAAGUUAUUGCUGAUCUCCCAGAAGGUCCAAGAACUAUGGUGGGAAUUGCAACAUUUGACUCAACAAUACAUUUUUACAAUUUGAAACGGGCACUUCAGCAGCCGCUGAUGCUCAUAGUUCCUGAUGUACAUGAUGUCUAUACUCCUCUGGAAACAGAUAUUAUCGUUCAACUUUCCGAGUGCCGUCAACAUCUAGAGCUAUUGCUGGAAAGCAUUCCAACCAUGUUUCAGAGUAAUAUGAUUGCUGAUUCAGCCUUUGGUGCAGCAGUCAAGGCUGCGUACAUGGCUAUGAAGAGCAGUGGAGGAAAGCUUUUAGUGUUUCAAUCAGUAUUACCAUCACUUGGCAUUAGCGCCCUUUCUGUUAGAGAAGCUGAAGGUAGAGCAAAUGCAUUGGCUGGAGACAAGGAGGCUCAUAAGUUGCUGCAGCCUGCAGACAAAACUUUGAGAGAAAUGGCUUUAGAGUUGGCUGAAUAUCAGGUCUGUGUUGAUGUGUUCCUUACUACCCAGUCAUACAUGGAUAUUGUUUCUAUCUCUGUUGUGCCAAGGACUACUGGUGGACAGGUUUAUUACUACUAUCCCUUCUCGUCACUCUCUGAUACAGCUAAGCUGUAUAAUGAUCUUAGAUGGAAUGUAUCUAGGCCACAAGGUUUUGAAGCUGUGAUGCGUGUUCGUUGCAGCCAGGGUCUUCAAGUCCAAGAAUACACUGGAAACUUCUGCAAGCGUAUUCCAACGGAUGUUGACCUUCCUGCAAUUGACUGCGAUAAGACUAUAACAGUUACCUUAAAACAUGAUGAUAAACUACAAGAUGGCGCAGAAUGUGCUUUUCAGUGCGCCAUUCUCUACACCACUGUGUAUGGUCAAAGAAGAAUCAGAGUCAUGAAUCUCUCUCUAUCAUGUACAAGUGCGCUUCCUAAUCUAUUCCGCUCAGCUGACUUGGAUGCUCAAUUCACAUGUUUCUUGAAGCAAGCUGGAAAUGAAAUUCCUACUUUGCCUCUUUCACAAGUCAGGGAGCAUGCAACAAACCAUUGUGUCAACAUUCUGCAUUCUUAUCGAAAAUUUUGCUCAACUGUCCAAUCUACUGGACAACUCAUUCUGCCUGAAGCUCUCAAACUUCUGCCUUUAUACACUCUUGCAUUAACUAAAAGUACCGGACUAAGAACCGAUGGACGAAUAGAUGAUCGGUCAUUCUGGAUGACAUAUGUUUCUUCUGUAUCUGCGCCUCUUGGAGUUCCAUUGGUGUAUCCUAGGCUGAUUGCUGUCCAUGAUCUUAUCUCUAAGGAAACGGAUGGCUCGCUUAUUCCAUCUGCACUCCCACUUUCUAGUGAAAACAUCAGUGAUGAUGGAAUCUAUCUUCUUGAGAAUGGCCUGGAUGCUUUAAUUUAUAUUGGAAAUUCCGUGAAUUCUAAUAUAUUGCAGCAACUAUUUGGCUUUUCAUCAGUUGCUGAGAUCCCUACUCAGUUUGUGCUGCAGCAGCAUGAUAAUUCACAGUCAAAGAAACUUAAUGAAGUCAUUAAUGAGAUACGACGUCAGAGAUGUUCCUAUCUACGCUUAAAAUUGUGCAAGCAAGGAGAUUCUUCAGGAAUGUUAUUUUUCUCAUACAUGGUAGAAGACAAGUCUCCAUUGGGCUUAUCCUAUGUUGAGUUUCUGGUACAUAUUCACCGGCAGAUACAAGUUAAAAUGGAUUAACCAAUGUAUAUAUCUGAAUUACUUGUACGAAUAGCGACAGUCAUAAGAUGGAUGGCGCAUGAACUCACGGGAAGGAAGACAACUACAUUGCCUCAUAUGAAAUCAGUUAGAGUGUGGAUGAUGUAAUUUUCUUUAUUAAGUAGGGAUUUGUCAUCAUUAUUUUUCAAGUUUGUGCUUGUAAUAUUUCGUCCUGACAAGAACCGACAAGUGAUCGAUAUUUAGCAAAAAUCAGAGUGAUCCAUUAUCUUCACAUCUUUCCUUGAUUCCCUUAAACGUCAAUCAUUCAUGUAAGGAAUAUUAACUACAAAUUUUGAGUUUUUUGCACAGAUCGGCGUCUAUAGGUUAAAUUCUUUCAUGUUUUUGGU